Molecule: messenger RNA, 3941 nt
Organism: Nematolebias whitei (Rio pearlfish)
Lineage: Eukaryota; Metazoa; Chordata; Actinopteri; Cyprinodontiformes; Rivulidae
Gene: ldlra
Product: low density lipoprotein receptor a
Exons: 18
Coding region: 208-2922 (904 amino acids)
Molecular function (GO): calcium ion binding; protein binding
Source: RefSeq, a predicted model, not a curated record
UCCUGGACCACACUGAAAUGUGUCUGAUGUGGUCAAACUCCAGCUAGUGCGGAGCUUCCCUGUCACAUCCACAGAAGCAGAGCAAGUCAGAGCAACAGGACGCUGGGUUUGAUCAUCACCACAUUAACAGUUCCAGCUGGUGGAGCCCCAUCCCUCAUAUUCUGCUGAUCCCAGACCAGUGGGCAGCUUCCAGUGCCGCUCGGCAACAUGAGAGUGUUGAGCUGCUCCUCCCUGCUGCUGCUCAUCUGCAGCUUUGGCCACACAAAUGCAUUCACGACAUGUGAACUAGGCCAGUUCCUGUGUGGGAACGGUAAAUGCAUCACCCAGAGAUGGGUGUGUGACGGUAUGGACGACUGUAGAGACGGUACUGAUGAGCUUCCUGCUACCUGCUUGGUCAAAACGUGCGCACCAACAGAGUUCAGCUGCGCAGACCGCCUCAACAACUGUGUACCGAGCACCUGGCGUUGCGAUGGAAAUGCUGACUGUGAGAAUGGAGCUGAUGAGGAGAACUGUGCUCCCAAGCAGUGUACAGACUCAGAGUUUCUCUGCAAGACCGGCCAGUGCAUUUCCUCGUCCUUUGUGUGCGACAGCGAGGACGACUGUGACGACGGCAGUGACGAGGCUUCCUGCCCAGCCGUCACCUGCAGCUCUUGGUCUUUCCAGUGCAAAAACACCGUUUGCGUUCCUCAAUCGUGGGCCUGCGAUGGUGACCCCGACUGCCACGACGGCUCGGACGAGUGGCCGGAGAACGAGAACUGCAACGGGAACACCCGUACCCAAACCUCUCAUCCUCGCCAGUGCUCCUCCCUGGAGUUCCACUGUGCUAGUGGGGAGUGCAUCCACGGCAGCUGGAAGUGUGAUGGAGAGACUGACUGCCUCGAUCAAUCAGACGAAGCUGGCUGUACUCCUUUCACCUGCCGUCCCGAUGAGUUUCGAUGCGGGGAUGGCACGUGCAUCCACGGCAGCCGCCAGUGCAACAGUUUCUACGACUGCAGAGACAUGAGUGAUGAAAUAGGCUGUGCCAAUGUUAGCCACUGCGACGGUCCGACCAGAUUUAAAUGUCUCAGCGGGGAGUGUAUAAGCAUGGAGAGUGUGUGUGACAACAAGCGUGACUGCAGGGAUUGGUCAGAUGAACCUCUUAAGGAGUGUGACUCCAAUGAGUGCAUGUACAACAAUGGCGGCUGCUCUCAUAUUUGCAAAGAUCUGAAGAUCGGCUAUGAGUGCUUAUGUCCAACUGGUUUUAGCCUCGUGGACAAAAAACGCUGUGAAGAUAUCGAUGAGUGUGCCAACUCGGAAACCUGCAGUCAGAUCUGCAUCAACCAGAUGGGCAGCUACAAAUGUGAAUGUGAAGAGGGUUACCAAAUUGAUCCAGCAACCAAAACGUGCAAGGCCAUUGGUACAAUAGCCUACCUUUUCUUCACAAACCGUCAUGAAGUCAGAAAGAUGACUUUGGACAGAAGUGAAUACACAAGAGUAAUUCCUCGUCUGAAAAAUGUGGUGGCUCUCGACAUGAACAUGGCCACCAAAGAGAUCUACUGGUCAGACAUUUCCAACAAAAAAAUCUAUAGAGCUCCGAUGGACUCGGCUGAGAACUCCUCUCAUCACCACGUAGUGAUAAGUAAUGAUAUCGAUGCUCCUGAAGGAAUUGCUUUCGACUGGAUUCACGGUAACCUGUACUGGACUGACAGCAUUCGCAGAACUAUCUCCGUGGUAACGGCUGAUGGCAGCCACCGCAAAACUCUCUUCCACAAAAACCUGUCAAAGCCCCGCGCUGUCGUGGUGGACCCUCACAGCAACUUCAUUUAUUGGACAGACUGGGGAAACCCAGCAAAGAUUGAGAAGGGAGGUCUUAAUGGAGUGGAUCGUUCCUCUCUGGUCACUGACAACAUUGUGUGGCCUAAUGGCAUCACAUUAGACCUACUAAACCAGCGGCUCUACUGGGUGGACUCUAAGCUGCACACCCUGUCCAGUAUUGACGUUCAGGGCGAUGGACGCCGUAGCCUCAUCAUUGACGAGCACCAGUUGGCUCACCCACUGGCACUUACUGUGUUUGAGGAAAGAGUGUUCUGGACGGAUGUUAGUAACAAUGCCAUCCUCAGUGCUAACAGGCUGACUGGUGAUGACAUCACACCAGUGGCAGAGCACCUGUCAUCACCAGAGGACAUCAUUCUUUAUCAUAACCUCAAACAACCUGCUGGAAGAAAUUGGUGUCAGAUGUCCAAUGCCAGUUGUGAAUUCAUGUGCCUACCUGCCCCUCAAGUAGGACGCCACCCCCCAAAAUACACUUGUGUCUGUCCAGAUGGCAUGAUGCUAGCCAAGGACAUGAGGACAUGUGUGCCUGCUGUGCCAACUCCUGCUGCUCCCGUAGAGCCUGAACCCCCUUCUACACGUCCUCCUCAUCGAUCUCUGGUACCACCCAGAACCACACCAAAAACCACAUUAGAGCCACAGAUCCAUACCACAGUGCCCCCUGUAAUCACAAGCACCACCACAAAGCCACUGCGACACACCACCUUGCCUCCUGUUAGGACUUCCACACCUUUACCAAAGAAGCCCUCGCCUCAGCCGGAGAAGCCUGAACUCUUGCAGACCACCACAGGGGCUCCUGUCACCUCUCAAAGUGUUCGACCUGUUGCAGCAGCAGUUAUACCCACAACUGCCUCCACCUCCCCAGUAGCUCUUUACCUCGUCUUACCUCUGGCCAUCGCUUGUCUGAUGGCCAUUGGUGGUGUGCUGCUGUGGAGGAACUACAGGUUGCGGAACACCAACACAAUUCACUUUCAGAACCCUGUUUAUCAGAAAGCCACCGAAGACCAGGUGCACAUCUGGAAGAGGCAAAGCUUUGAUGGUUAUGCAUACCCUAAAAGACAAAUUGUGAGUUUGGAUGAAGAGGCGGACAAUCCAGCCUUCACUGAAUACUGACAGAUGUCAGGCGGAGUGGAAAACGAACAUUCAGCCUUUUAACCUCUCGGAGCACAAACACACGGCAGGUGAAGCUUGAUCUGCCAACUCUGAACCACUAUAUCCUAAGUGCCGAACCUUUUCAGGGUUCAACAGAACAAACCGAAACACCUCAGUCUACUUCUCUUUAUACUUUAAAGGUGACUCUGAUGGUCACAGCGAUUGUUGAAGCUCUUUCUUUAUGUGGAUCAUUCUGACUGGUCUAUUCUUCAAAGCUGCGUGAAGCAGAAACACGUGCUGUAAAUAUCAGUCCAGUUGAAAGCGAUUGAUGGAGUCUCGUUGCACUAUUCAAAAUUUAAAGCCGAUAAGGAAAAACAUGCAGUCAUGCACCGGAGGAGGGACUUAGUUACUUAAACCAACCGAACCAGGAAGUGUUUGUCGUCUUUUUUGCCAAUCUGCUGACUGUAACAUUAUCACCGCACAGAAUCUUACCGACCUGUCAAGCUUUUCCGCUUCCGUUUAUCGUAUGGUAAUUUAUGUACCCGCUCAACCACGGUGACCUCGGUAUGUCUCGUGUGUGUCAUUUUGACUUUUGCAAAAACAAAAGCAUUCAAAAAGAGUCGAGGACCCCAAAGGAGAGCGUCUUGACUACACCCAAACAUCGCCACAUGGUCUCUAAGAUCAUUUUCAGAUGCCCUCGAAGGCCCAAUAUUUAAACGUACGUUUUUAAACGGUGUGUUUUUUUUUCUAGACCAGUGCAUGCCUUUAAGGCUGGAGAACUUGGAUGCAGCCAUGUGUGACCGUACGGUCGAGUCUAUUGCAUCAUCCUGUUUAUAUUUCUGUGCUCCCUCAGGACCAGUUAUACCAGCGUUCCUUAUGAAAGAUGUUCCCCAGUGAGAUUUAAAAGAUGAUUUCAGCAGCUCUCUGUUAUUAUUUCUUUUUGAACAGAUGUUUACGUUCUUUUGAUGUCACAUUGUUACACGUCGGUGAGCUUAAUGCUUAAAGAGAUACUUUGGCUGUUUUAGAAAAGGGAUUUGAGU